AUGGCCCUAGCCCAUAUGACGAUAGUAUACUUCUCGAGUAUAAGGAUAGGUAACCCAAAUCCUGGUAUUCCGACUAAGGACAACAAAGCAAAUAAAAAUUUUGCAACCCGUGCUCUUUACAGUAAUAUAGAUCACAAUAAAUAUUGUAUAGUAUAUGAAACGGAAUGUCACGAAAUUUUAGGAGCUAAGCUUCCACCUUGGGAGAGUUCUGAAAAAUAUAAACAUGAUCCACCUUAUGAGGGCAUAGACUACGUGGUGCGUAAUAAUCCUCCGACAUUAUUACUGAUGAGUGUACACCUUUUUUCUUAA
Messenger RNA from Belonocnema kinseyi, 309 nucleotides. RefSeq lists its product as uncharacterized. The record is from RefSeq and is a predicted model, not a curated record. NCBI's taxonomy places the organism in Eukaryota, Metazoa, Arthropoda, Insecta, Hymenoptera, Cynipidae. The coding region runs from base 1 to 309 and encodes 102 amino acids. The transcript is spliced from 3 exons.